Molecule: messenger RNA, 4225 nt
Organism: Monomorium pharaonis (pharaoh ant)
Lineage: Eukaryota; Metazoa; Arthropoda; Insecta; Hymenoptera; Formicidae
Product: serine/threonine-protein kinase SIK3
Exons: 13
Coding region: 74-2881 (935 amino acids)
Biological process (GO): intracellular signal transduction; protein phosphorylation; microtubule cytoskeleton organization
Cellular component (GO): cytoplasm
Molecular function (GO): tau-protein kinase activity; protein serine/threonine kinase activity; ATP binding
Source: RefSeq, a predicted model, not a curated record
CGAGAGGUGAUCGUAAUUCCUCUGCCGACAUAACUUUGUACUAACCAGUAUUGCAAUUGGCAACGAGUCAGACAUGAGAGAGAGAAGUGAUCAAAAAAUGGCAUCCUCGCCGACGUCGCACAAUGAGGUUUCCCAGGAAUUUUCUGUCAACAAACUCAUCCGUGUCGGUUAUUACGAACUGGAAAAAACUAUUGGUAAAGGAAAUUUCGCCGUAGUUAAAAUGGCGACCCACGUCGUAACAAAAUCUAAGGUUGCUAUAAAAAUAAUAGAUAAAACUAAAUUAAACGAGGAAAAUUUAGCAAAAAUUUUUCGUGAAGUACACAUAAUGAAAAGGUUACGACAUCCACACAUUAUAAGACUGUACCAAGUAAUGGAAACGGAGAAAAUGAUAUAUUUAGUGACAGAAUACGCUCCUGGAGGUGAAAUAUUUGAUCAUCUCGUUCGGAAUGGUAGAAUGCCAGAGCCAGAAGCACGAAGAAUUUUCCGUCAGAUUGUACUUGCCGUUCAUUAUCUGCAUCAACAAAGAGUAGUGCAUCGAGAUCUUAAGGCUGAAAAUUUGUUACUUGAUGCAGACAAUAAUAUAAAACUUGCUGAUUUUGGCUUUAGUAAUGAAUAUACACCUGGUGUUCCACUUAGUACGUGGUGUGGUUCACCGCCAUAUGCUGCGCCUGAAAUUUUUGAAGGAAAGCAUUAUGAUGGUCCAAGAGCUGAUGUAUGGAGUCUCGGAGUUGUCUUAUAUGUAUUAGUUUGUGGUGCUCUACCGUUUGAUGGACCUACAAUGCAAUUGUUACGAUCUGUAGUUGUCUCAGGGAAAUUCAGAAUACCAUUUUUUAUGUCUGCAGAUUGUGAGAAAUUAAUCAGACACAUGUUGGUGGUAGAACCAGAGCGGCGUUUAAGUAUUUCACAAAUUUUAUCGCAUUCAUGGAUGGGUGAAGAUGGAGCAGUAGAAUUAGAACCUGGAGGGUGUAAUCCUGAUAUGAGCGUAUCACCACCAUUAAAUCAAUUAGUAAUAGAAAAUAUGUUGAGAUUGCCCGGACUCAGCGCAGAUACGUUAUUACAAACUAUUAAAGGAAAUACUUUCGAUCAUGUAUCAGCUAUAUACAAUUUACUUGUUGAUCGAUUAGAACCAACAAUGCCUAAUUUACCCAGUAUCCAAAGUAUCCCAGGUGAUUAUUUGCCAGAUGGUGCGCAGUUGGAAAAGUUUGGUGAAACUGAAGCAGAAACAGAAGAGAAAAGUAGUCUUUAUUUACCAUCUGGAACAUCUUAUCAUACAACAAGAAGACAUACAGUUGGACCUGGUGAUGCAGUGCAUCAAUCUCCUUCGUCAUAUCCUUACAAUCACAUGACAGGCUAUCAAACUUUACGGCCUCUUCCUAUUCUCCAGUGUAAUAUAGAUCCUCAAGUUUUACCACAUACCAAUUUACCAUUAAAUCUUCCUUUAGUUCAACAUCAACCACCACAAAAUUUCCAAAUAAAAGAUCAGCAUUUGUUGAAGCCACCUCCUGUUAUGGGUGCCACCGGAGGUUUUGGCAGAAGAGCUUCAGAUGGCGGAGCAAAUCUUCAUAUAUUUCACCAACAACACAAUAGUAACACUAAUAAUGAUGAAGAUGGUGGCUGGAGUCAACCUGGCAGCAAAGAACAAUUACAACCAUUACAGAGUGGUAGUUCAGGGUUAGUACAAUGUGCUCAGUCAUUAAAUGUUGCUACCAGUACCGUAGCUGGAGACGGGAGUAAUAGCAACAGUGGUAGUAAUAGUGGAAAUAGCGACAGAAGAAGAAGGAGUGGCCUUAGCGCUGUUAUGCAGCGACCAGUUAUAAACCCGGAACUGGUAAUGGAGGUAGAAGCUAGGAUGAAUAGAGCUUAUCUACCAUCACGAUUAUUACCAACUCAUGUGACUCACCUUAGAGGAUCAACACUUCCACACCACAGGAAAUCUUCAUUGUAUCAUACUAGUACUGUAAGUAAUAGAGAUUCAUAUAAGGAACCAAGCAGCCAUGUUGCUACUGAAAGGUACUCACCUGUCCGUCGAGCAUCAGAAGGAUCAGGUGCUCCUGGACCAGGCAUCCAAGCGCUUCAACAAGAAUAUCAACAAUUACAGAGAUUAGCAUCACCUUCACAUAGCCCUGCGAGUAUUCCUGGUUCUCCUGUACAUGAAAGAGGUGUAGCAGCAAUUACGCAAGGUCUCAGUGGUUUAACUACGACAUCAGUACAGGGUAGUAUUGUACAUGGUACGCCGGCACAACCACCGGCCACACCUUUAGAUUUAAGUCCACUUAGACAUCAUAGAUCACCUGCGACCACUCCCGUGAGUUAUUCUCCCAGCAAUAGCCCAGCAUUAGAUAUGAUACAAGAAGAACAUCCUGUAGAAAUAUCAAGGGUACCACCACAAAUUUCGGUAACGGACGUUCUUGGAGGUCAAGUGACAUUAAUUAGUUGUUCACCCUCUCCAUCUCCAUCGCCAGAUUCACUCGAAGAUGCAUUACCUCAUUACAACACUCUUCCGAGUUUUAUUAUUUCAGAACCGUGUGAUCCUUUGAGACCUAGCAUAACACGUGGUAUCGGUAGACCGCAUAAUACAAUACCUACCGAAGUCGAGGUUCCUCUUUCUGAUGAGUCAAGCAGAUUAAAUUCCGAAGCUAUAUUAGGUCGUGUCAAACAAAUAAUAGAUGCGAGAGCGCCACCAAAAGGUUUUAUAUUUUCACGAGAGGAGGUGGAAGGUAGCGGACUUAGUUUAGAAUAUCCAGGCGGCGUACAAAUCGAACUUAGAGUAUGCGAAUCGGAGGAAAGAGAAGCGAAGGGAAUAAAAAUGCGUAGAAUUAGCGGGGACCAAUUGCAAUAUAGUCAACUUUGUCAGCAAUUGAUUUCAUGUAUUACUGUUUGACGACAACCAGCGUAUAACAUAAUAUGUUUUUAUAUAUUACGUUACAUUCCUAGUGUAGCAUACACUAUUCAUCACAGUAUUGCACAUGCUGCAUAUACACAAAUGGUAUUUUAAAAAUUACCAUCUUUCAUAAUAUAUAAUAACAUUACUGUGUUAUUAUAUUCGUGUAACAUUCAAUGUAUUAUACGUUUUUUAAUGUUUGUUUUGAGAAAUAAGAUAGGAGCCAUCUUAUUUAUAAUAUGAAAUUGUAAAUAAAUAUACGUGUGUGUGUGUGUGUGUGUGUGUGUGCGUGCGUGCGUGCGCGCGCGCGCGCAUACACACACACACACACACAUAUAUGUAUGUAUGUAUGUAUGACAAGUUGUAUGUAUAUUCAUAUCUUCAGAAAUAUUGAAACAUUAUAUGCAUGUUUAAUAAUUCCCAGAAACAUAAACAGUUUAUUUUUUUAUUUUUAACUGUUGAUAGAUAUUUUAUGAGAAUUCGUCAAAUAUUGAAAAAUUUUAAUGAAAAUUUGUUCAUAUAUUACAUUGUAGGAAUUGAAUUUAAUAGCAUCCAGUGCAGAUGAAAAGAACAAUUUAUUGAUUCAUCCUUCCUACAUAGAAUCUAUUUGCAUUAGUUCAAUGCAUAUGUACUGGAUACUGUUUAUGUUUUCUAUUUUUAUUUAUAAUAUUGCUUUUUAGCAAAUAUAUUUUUAACGUUAAAGACAUAUGCAUAUAGACAAAAUUUCAAGUCUUUUAAUUUGUAUUAUUAAAUUAUUUGUUAACUUAAUUAUACAAGGAAAUGGGAAAUGAGAAUAUUGUAAUUUGUAACUAGACAAAUAUAAACACAGUUCUCUUUCUUUGUGCCACGUACAAUUUAGGAACAGAUUUAUAUAACAUAAAAUGAUCUUAUUGUAAAUAGUUAUAUCAAAGUAAGAUGUCCUUAUUUACGUUAAACAAAAAUAAAUGACAAAAAUACGUAUUGAACUAUGUUGUGUAUAUAUUGCAGUAAGUUUAGUAUUUGUGUACAUUUACUAGUAAAUGUUUAUAUUAAAAUCUUGAAGAAGAUAAAGAAUAAAAAGGAACAUUUUUAUUUAUUAUUACUAGUAAAUAUAUACAUUUAUUAAAACGAUUUACUUUAAAUCAUAUUGAUAGAUAUAAAUUCUUUACAAUUGUAAAUUUUGUUAUGGUAUAUUAAUUGAUUUACAUGCAAUGACAUUUUUUAUUUAAUUGAAAUAAAAAGACAAAAGCGGUUUUUUUUAAAUAUUUAAACUACUUAACGGUUUUUUUUUUAUUAAGAAGUAAUUUACAUGAUCUAAGUUUUGAAAAGUAAUUGAUGUGAGAUUCAAUAAAUAUGAUGAUACAU